Messenger RNA from Vanessa atalanta (red admiral), 709 nucleotides. RefSeq lists its product as uncharacterized. The transcript is spliced from 2 exons. Lineage: Eukaryota; Metazoa; Arthropoda; Insecta; Lepidoptera; Nymphalidae. The coding region runs from base 42 to 491 and encodes 149 amino acids. The record is from RefSeq and is a predicted model, not a curated record.
UACCAAAUAAUACAAUAAUAAGGAAAAAGUGGUGCAAAGUAAUGAAGCGUGAUUUAAUUGGCCCUAAAAGCACUAAAUAUGUGUGUGAAGAUCAUUUUGAUGUUGAAAAUGACACAGACAAUUUAGUAAAACAUCGACUGGUUGGGGGAACAUUAAAGUUAAAACCCGAAAUAUAUCCUCAUAAAUUUGACUGUCAAAAGGCGGUGAAACCUCAAAAAGAACGAGGAGCAUAUGAAAAAAGACCUCGGAUUGAAUUUUAUGAAAGUCUUUUAACAAAAGAAGCACCGUCGACUUCAAGUCAAUCAUCUUCUUUUCAAUGUUUUGAAAUUAUUGACUGUGAUGCCAUGAAGUUAGAUGAAACAGAGGAUCCGCUAGCAGAGGACAUUACUUUUCCAGAAUCAGAUAAUCAUCCAAAUAAAAAGAGAAACAAAGGAGUUCAAGUAAGCAUCAAAAGUUCACAGAAAAAUCAAGCUGUGCAAACAAAUCAGUAAGAACAAACAGUGCGAAAGAUACAGGAAAUAAGUGCUCCCGAAUCGCUUAGGAAUAUCCUCAGCACUCUCCAUCGAGAAUAUCGAUAUCUUCUGUAAGCACCACUCCUUCAAAAGCAUCAAUAUUUUCACAAAACAGUACCAGUUUAACUAGUUCCCUUUCAGUCACAAUCAAGCCUCAAUAUCGCAAUCGCAAAUAAAUAAAAUAACUAAAAACGUUA